Conger conger (European conger) is the source of this 4625-nucleotide messenger RNA. Its product is annotated as mitogen-activated protein kinase kinase kinase kinase 4-like. Lineage: Eukaryota; Metazoa; Chordata; Actinopteri; Anguilliformes; Congridae. Gene Ontology annotation, molecular function: protein kinase activity; ATP binding. Gene Ontology annotation, biological process: protein phosphorylation. The transcript is spliced from 31 exons. Bases 578 to 4423 code for a protein of 1281 amino acids. The record is from RefSeq and is a predicted model, not a curated record.
CCAUCAGCACCAGCGCUGAGAUACCCCCCACGCGCGGCUGUUCUGGAAUAAAAUAUAUCUGGAUCAGCCACCUUUGGUUUAUUGGGGAGGGGGGGGAAAGCCGAUUCCUCCUUUUUGUAUUUGUUAUUCCAUUUUUAUUUCCGUUGUAUUUGUUCCAGAGAGGGAAAGGGGAGCUCUUCUCCACCCGCACCAUCUAUUCUCCCCUCCUUGCGCUCGCUCGCUCGCUCGGUGCGGCAGGGCCGUGCCUUUACUCUCCGUGACUCAAAGAACCGGCUUCCUGUGUUUGUCAUUCUCUCUCUGUUCCGACAGAAAGACAGAGAGAAGGAGAGAGAGAGGCGAGAGCUGAGGUCUGGGAGCUUUUUUUCCGCUAGCCUGCCAACUCAACAUGGUAUAGCUGCGAAUCCUCCUCGACAAGACUACAGCAGAAGGGAGAACACAAAGAGAAAUCCGCCUCAAACCGUUGUACUAAAAUACAAAAAGAAUAGCUUCACCAAUGAAGAGAUUCGGCGUGGCGGAUAUACAAGCACCGUGAAGGAUAGAAAGAUAGAUAUUACCAUUUCUAUUUAUUAUUUAAAAGAUGGCGAACGACUCUCCAGCUAAAAGUCUAGUGGAUAUAGACCUUGCCUCUUUGCGGGAUCCUGCAGGAAUAUUUGAAUUGGUGGAAGUGGUCGGCAAUGGCACAUACGGACAAGUAUAUAAGGGUCGUCAUGUGAAGACCGGGCAGCUGGCAGCCAUCAAAGUCAUGGAUGUCACAGAGGAUGAAGAGGAGGAGAUUAAACUGGAGAUUAACAUGCUGAAGAAGUAUUCCCAUCACAGAAAUAUUGCGACUUACUACGGAGCUUUCAUCAAGAAGAGCCCCCCUGGCCAUGAUGACCAGCUGUGGUCCCUCGCCCUGUGGUGUGGCAGCUCGCUCGCUGCUUUCAUGGUUGGUGAUGAGUUCUGUGGUGCCGGCUCCAUCACAGACCUGGUGAAGAACACAAAGGGAAACACGCUGAAGGAGGACUGGAUUGCCUACAUCUCCCGAGAGAUCUUGCGUGGGCUGGCCCACCUGCACGCUCACCACGUCAUCCAUCGAGACAUCAAGGGUCAGAACGUGCUGCUGACCGAGAAUGCUGAGGUCAAACUGGUGGAUUUUGGCGUAAGUGCGCAGCUGGACCGGACUGUGGGUCGGAGGAACACCUUCAUCGGCACACCCUACUGGAUGGCCCCUGAGGUCAUCGCCUGCGAUGAGAACCCAGACGCCACAUACGACUACCGAAGUGACCUGUGGUCGUGUGGAAUUACAGCCAUUGAAAUGGCUGAGGGAGCUCCUCCUCUCUGUGACAUGCACCCAAUGAGGGCCCUUUUCUUAAUUCCGAGAAACCCUCCACCGAGACUCAAGUCUAAGAAGUGGUCUAAGAAGUUCUUCAGCUUCAUAGAGGGGUGCUUGGUGAAGAACUACACCCAGCGGCCUCCCACCGAGCAGCUGCUGAAGCACCCCUUCAUCCGGGACCAGCCCAACGAGAGGCAGGUCCGCAUCCAGCUGAAGGACCACAUCGACCGCACCCGCAAGAAGAGGGGCGAGAGAGAUGAGACAGAGUAUGAGUACAGUGGCAGUGAGGAGGAGGAGGAAGAGGCCCCGGAGCAGGAGGGAGAGCCCAGCUCCAUCGUCAACGUGCCGGGCGAGUCCACCCUCCGGCGGGACUUCAUCCGGCUGCAGCAGGAGAACAAGGAGCGCUCGGAGGCGCUGCGGCGGCAGCAGGUCCUGCAGGAGCAGCAGCUGCGGGAGCAGGAGGAGUACAAGCGCCAGCUGCUCGCCGAGCGGCAGAAACGCAUCGAGCAGCAGAAGGAGCAGCGGAGGAGGCUGGAGGAGCAACAGCGGCGUGAGCGGGAGGUGCGCCGGCAGCAGGAGCGUGAGCAGCGGCGGAGGGAGCAGGAGGAGAAGAGGCGCCUGGAGGAGCUGGAGCGCAGGAGGGUCGAGGAGGAGAAGAGGAGGUCUGACCGCGAGCAGGAGUAUAUUCGUCGGCAGCUAGAGGAGGAGCAAAGGCACCUGGAGAUCCUGCAGCAACAGCUCCUCCAUGAGCAGGCUAUGCUACUGGAGUACAGGUGGCGAGAGAUGGAGGAGCAGCGGCAGGCUGAGCGACAACACGCCCUCCUGCGGGGCCUGAACCCCGCCCCUCCACCCCAGCCUGAGCCAAUCCAGAGAGAGAAACCACUGAACCCCGCCCCUCCACCCCAGCCUGAGCCAAUCCAGAGAGAGAAACCACUGAACCCCGCCCCUCCACCCCAGCCUGAGCCAAUCCAGAGAGAGAAACCACUGAACCCCGCCCCUCCACCCCAGCCUGAGCCAAUCCAGAGAGAGAAACCACUGAACCCCGCCCCUCCACCCCAGCCUGAGCCAAUCCAGAGAGAGAAACCACUGAACCCUGCCCCUUCACCCCAGCCUGAGCCAAUCCAGCUGGACAAAGAGGUUAUCCCCGCCCCUCCACUCCAGCCUGAGCCAAUCCAGUGGGACAAAGAGGCUGAUGAAAGGUUUCGGAAGAACCUCCAGGGCUCUCCUCAGGCUGUGCCAUCCAAACAACCGCCGCGCUCCGAGACCUUCUCUAACGGGAGCUCAGAGUCCGGCCCGGGGGGGCACAGAGCCGUGGAGCCGCAGGUUCCAGUGAGGACCACGUCCCGUUCGCCCGUUCUGUCCCGCCGAGACUCCCCCCUCCAGGGCGGGGCUCUGCCUAGCAACCAGGCCGGGCCGAGACCAGCAGGCAGUGCUGAGCCCAGGCUGCUGUGGGACCGGGUGGAGAAGCUGGCCUCCAGGCCUGGUAGUGGUAGUUCCUCUGGCUCCAGUAACUCCCAGAGCGGCUCCGGAUCCGGCGACAGAUUCCGCGUCCGCUCAUCUUCCAGAUCGGAGGGCUGCGCUCUGCAGCGGCUGGAGGAGAAGAAGGACUUUGUGAGACCGGCACGGCCAGCGGACCUGACAGCCCUGGCCAAGGAGCUGCGGGCAGUAGAGGACGUCCGGCCGCCCCACAAGGUGACAGACUACUCCUCCUCCAGCGAGGAGUCGGGCACCACAGACGAGGAGGACGAAGAUGUGGAGCAGGAGGGGGCCGAAGAGUCUACCUCUGGCCCUGAGGACUCCCGCACUGUGUCCUCGAAGCUGAGUAACGGCGAGUCUGAGACUCAUGAUGAGGCAGAGAGCGACCCAGCCACCACGCCCUGCAAAGACGGCACUUUAAUCGUCAGACAGACGCAGUCUGCCAGUAACACGCUGCAGAAGCACAAGUCCUCCUCCUCCUUCACCCCCUUCAUCGACCCACGCCUCCUGCAGAUCUCCCCCUCCAGUGGCUCCUCCCUCAACUCUGUGGCAGGUUUUGGGAAUGAUGCCCGGCUACAGGAAGCACUGCGGCAGGACCCCUCCCGGAAAGGUUCUGUCGUCAAUGUGAACCCCGUCAACACCCGACCCCAGAGUGACACUCCCGAGAUCCGCAAAUACAAGAAGAGAUUCAACUCUGAGAUCCUGUGUGCUGCACUGUGGGGUGUGAACUUGCUGGUGGGCACGGAGAGCGGGCUGAUGCUGCUGGACCGGAGCGGGCAGGGGAAGGUCUACCCCCUCAUCAGCCGCCGCCGAUUCCAGCAGAUGGAUGUGCUGGAGGGCCUCAACGUCCUGGUCACGAUAUCAGGUAAGAAAAACAAGCUGAGGGUAUACUACCUGUCCUGGCUGAGGAACAAGAUUCUGCACAACGACCCCGAGGUGGAGAAGAAGCAGGGCUGGACCACCGUGGGAGAUCUGGAGGGCUGUGUGCACUAUAAAGUCGUGAAAUAUGAGCGAAUCAAGUUCCUGGUUCUGGCUUUGAAGAAUUCGGUGGAAGUCUAUGCAUGGGCCCCAAAGCCAUACCACAAGUUCAUGGCCUUCAAGUCAUUCGGAGAGCUGGUGCACAAGCCCCUGCUGGUGGACCUCACAGUGGAAGAGGGGCAGAGGUUAAAGGUCAUCUAUGGGUCCUGCUCAGGCUUCCAUGCUGUGGAUGUGGACUCAGGCGCAGUGUACGACAUCUAUCUGCCCACCCACAUCCAGAUGAGUAUCCAGUCUCAUGCGAUCAUCAUCCUGCCCAACACGGACGGCAUCGAGCUGCUGGUGUGCUAUGAGGACGAGGGCGUCUACGUCAACACCUACGGGCGCAUCACCAAGGAUGUGGUGCUGCAGUGGGGGGAGAUGCCCACCUCCGUGGCCUACAUCAGGUCCAACCAGAUAAUGGGCUGGGGGGAGAAGGCCAUUGAGAUCCGCUCUGUAGAGACGGGCCACCUGGAUGGGGUCUUCAUGCACAAGAGAGCCCAGAGACUCAAGUUCCUGUGUGAGAGGAAUGACAAGGUGUUCUUUGCCUCGGUGCGGUCUGGCGGGUCCAGCCAGGUGUACUUCAUGACUCUGGGACGGAGCUCCUUGCUCAGCUGGUAGGAGCUGCUGAGAGCCUGACGACCUUUAACCCAACGACCUUUAACCUUACUGACGCUCUGCACCAUGGGCCGCACCACAUUGAGUCAACAACAGACUGCAAAUUGAAAUUCAUAAAUUAAACAAAAAUAAACAAUGAAAAAACAAUGGCCCUAGUGUUGAUGAGACUGUGGACGUUGAGUGUCACACCGAUGACGUCGGCAGG